CUUGCUGUGAAGGUUCUUAUUCCAAGAGCACAACACGUGGUUUUGUUAUAGGAUAAGGCAAAUCAGGACAGGUUUGACUAAAAUAUGGAUUCCUUUUUUCGGAGUGAAGAGAUGUGUCUUGUCCAGCUGUUUUUCCAAACUGAGUCAGCUCACAACUGCAUCAAUGAGCUUGGGCAUCUAGGACUGGUGCAAUUUAAAGAUCUAAAUCCUGGAACAGUCGCCUUUCAGCGCCGAUUUGUGAAGGAGGUGAAGAAAUGUGAGGAGAUGGAGAGAAUUCUUCGGUUCUUGGAAAAUGAGGUUGUCAAAUCAAACAUCCCCAUCCCAGCAGACUUUACCAGUGAGACAAUACCUGUUCCACGAGAUGUUCUGGAUUUAGAGUCUAGAUUUGAUAAACUGGAGCAGGAGCUGAAGGAGAUCAACGCAAACCGAGACACCCUCAGGCAGAACUUUACUCAACUAAUGGAGAUCAACCAUCUCCUGCAGAUGACUGAUGACUUUUUUGAGGAGGCUGAGUCCCAGCUCUCCAUCUCUGAGCUUCCUUCUGAAGACUCGAUGUACUCUUCCAGGGUGACAUGCCGACGCACCAGUUACACCAGCACCAACGGACCCCUGAAACUUGGGUUUGUUGCAGGAGUCAUCAAGCAUGAACGUUUCCUUGCCUUCGAAAAGAUCCUGUGGCGACUGUUUCAUGGAAACUUUGUCCUCCGUCAUGCUGAAAUCAAGCCCCAUGAGGAGGAGAACAUGGCUGAGGAUCCAGUGAAGAAGGAUGUGUUCGUAGUAUUUGUCCAAGGAGACCAGAUCAGAGGAAAGAUCAGAAAGCUAUGUGAUGGGUUUCAUGCCAGCAUGUAUCCAUGUCCCAACAAUGCGUCCGCAAGAAAGGAAAUGAGAACAAUUGUCAACACACGCAUUGAAGACCUUCGAUUGGUCCUGAAGAGGACGGAGGAGUUCCGUGAGACUACCCUGACUGCAGCAGCAGCCAACCUCCAGGAGUGGGCAUCUAAAGUAAAGAAGAUGAAGGCCAUCUAUCACACAUUGAACCUGUGUAACAUAGACAUUACACAGAAGCUGAUUGUUGCUGAGAUUUGGUGUCCAGUGUCUGACUUAAACUCUGUGCACACUGCACUGAUACAUGGAUCAGAGCAGAGCGGCUCCAGUCUUAGCCCCGUCGUGAACAGAAUCCAAACCCAGCAGACACCCCCAACAUUCAACAGGGUUAACUCCUUUACCUCAGGUUUCCAGAGCAUUAUUGAUGCCUAUGGGGUCGGCAACUAUCAGGAAAUAAACCCAGCUCCAUACACCAUGGUGACCUUCCCCUUCCUGUUUGCGGUCAUGUUUGGAGACUGUGGUCACGGUCUCGUCAUGACUCUGCUCGCUUUAUGGUUGAUCCUACACCAAGAACACUUCAGGAAGCUGAAGAACGAGCUGAUUGACAUGCUGGUGGAUGGACGCUACAUUAUAUUCCUGAUGGGCCUCUUCUCCAUAUACACUGGCCUCAUCUACAACGACUGCUUCUCCAAGUCCUUCAACGUCUUUGGAUCCUCGUGGAGCGUCCGACCCAUGUUCCAUCCACACGGACCGUGGACUAAUGACACGUUGCAUGACUCUGGCCAUCUUCAUCUGGACCCCCUGGUGUCUGGAGUCUACUCUGGCAAUCCCUACCCAUUUGGUGUUGACCCGAUAUGGAAUAUUGCAUCGAAUAAGCUGUCGUUCCUGAACUCUUACAAGAUGAAGAUGUCUGUAAUCAUGGGAGUGGCCCACAUGCUCUUUGGAGUCACUCUGAGUCUGGUGAACUACAUAUUCUUCAGAAACUUAAAGGAUGUUGCGUUGCAGUUCAUUCCAGAGGUGAUUUUCAUGCUGUCUCUGUUUGGAUACCUGAUCUUCCUCAUCCUCUACAAGUGGUGUGUAGUGAUGAAGUCUGAAUCUGCUCCUAGCAUCCUGCUCCUCUUCAUCAACAUGAUGCUCUUUGACUACAGCUCUGAGGGUACUGUGCUUUACAGAACACAGAAACCUGUGCAAAUAUUUCUGGUGGUUGUUGCUGUGCUUAUGGUUCCUUGGCUACUGUUUGCCAAGCCCCUGCUCUUGUAUAGAAAACACAAGCAAUUAAAGCUGGUCAGUAUGGCUGACAUUUUCGUGUACCAGGGCAUCCACACCAUCGAGUACUGCCUUGGAUGCAUCUCCAACACAGCCUCCUACCUCCGCCUGUGGGCUCUCAGUCUAGCUCAUGCUGAGCUGUCUGAGGUGCUGUGGAAGAUGGUUCUGCAGGUGGCUCUGAGGGUCACCUCGGGGAUGGGUUCUGUUCUGCUGGCAGUGACCUUUGCUGCCUUCGCUGUCCUCACAGUCACCAUUCUCCUGGUCAUGGAGGGUCUCUCUGCCUUCCUCCACGCCCUACGGCUGCACUGGGUUGAAUUCCAAAACAAGUUCUACAAAGGAUCUGGGUACAAGUUCACACCGCUUUCCUUCGACAGGAUGAGAGCCAUGCAGUGACUUCAGAUAGAGAAACGCGUUAUUGCUACGAGUCCGUUCUCAUAUUCAUUUACUGUUUAUGUUGAUAUGUCUUUGUGUUAGUCAUUGAUCACAUUAAGUUGUUUUCGGUAUGUAGAUCGUACUCUAUAACUGUCGCCAUGGAAUUAAAAAUCUGUGCAAGCAAGGUGCAGCAUUUGCCACAAGAUGGCAGCACGCAAUUAUUAGUCAGUCAUGGUUCUAAAAGUAGGCUACAUUCGGCAACAGAAGAAUUGUCAAAAGACAAUUCAAAAACAAUGAACAAUAUUUAGAUCCAACAAUAGUGUACAAAACAUUAAGGACACCUUUCUAAUAUUGAGUUGCACCCUGCCCCUGUUUCCCUCAGAACAGCCUCAAUUUGUCGGGGCAUGGACAAUACAAGCCCUCAAAAACGUUCCACAGGGAUGCUGGCCCAUGUUGACUCCACUGCUUCCCACAGUUGUGUCAAGUUGGAUGGAUGUUCUCUGGGUGGCGGACCAUUCUUGAUACACAUGGGGAAACUGUUGAGUGUGAAAAACCCAGCAGCGUUAUAGUUCUUGACACAAACCGGUGAGCCUGGCACUUACUACCAUACGCCAAUUCAAAGGCACUUCAAUAUUGUUUCUGUCCCAUUCACCCUCUGAAUGGCACACACACACACAAUCUAUGUCAAUUGUCUCAAGGCUUAAAAAUCCUUCUUUAACCUGUCUCAUCUACACUGAUUGAAGUGGAAUUAACAAGUGAUAUAAAUAAGGGAUCAUAGCUUUCACAUGGAUUUACCUGGUCAGUCUAUAUCAUUGGAAAGAGCAGGUGUCCUUAAUGUUUUGUACACUCAGUUUAUAUCUGUGAAAUGUAUUGGGAUAAAGCAUGGAAAUGUUAUUCUGUUGUGAUUGUCUGUAUGGAUUAUUCUUGUACAUGCUUAGUGCAUUGAAAUUCAAAUCCCAAACCAAUCAGUGUAUCUGUUGCCUUGAAAAAGGUUUCAUAUUCAUUUUAAAGAGUGUAAUAAUAGUGUAUAUCUUUGGGUUCAAAGGAAGUUGAACCCUAUCCCUUCAGCUAAAUAAAUACUUUCUUGUAUAAACUAAUUGGUCCUAAUAGGCCAAAGAUUAAAUUAGAGAGAGUGGAUUUAUCUAUAGAUUUGGUGGGUAGAUUAUUUAUUUGAGGAUGUGCUACAUUUGAUCAAUAUGUUGUCCACUUGAAGAAAGAACUGUAUCAUUACCUAAACAUUGACAUUAGAAUGCUCCCUUGAAGGAACCACCAUGGAAUGCAGACUAAAUCUGCGGAGAUAUUUAGGCUAGUUGUUAAGGUAAAAACAUUCUGUGUGAAAAGCAGUGUAAAGAAACCUUUGUAGUGAAGAAAAACAUAGUUUCAGCUCACUUCAUUGCCUUUCAACCGCUUCAGGAAAGGAAAGGCGAUUCCCUGGUUACCUUGAAGAAUAACAGUUGACCUACAUGGCCACUGAGAUUAACAAUAACAAUCGUCAGCUCCAUAAAACAUUUUAAAGAAUCAAGUAGCACAUUCAUAUUCAUAGCUCAAAAAGGAUGGUCACAACAAAUACAUUAACGACCAUCUAAAGACGGACCAAGUGCAUUCAGCUAUCAGUGACAAAGUCUAUAACACAGCUGUGAAACCAUACUGGUCACAGUGGGUAUCCUGGCCCUUUCCCAUCCUUAUGUAUGCCACAGUUUAUUCUAAGCAUUGCAGUAUUUGGCUGUGUUCCUUUGUCUUUGCAAAAAAGAGGAGGGUUGUGACUAUGAAGGUGAUUUCAGAGACUGACUGCACAAGCGCUUCAGAUGUUUAUUAGACAUUUAAAAAUCAUAUUUUAUUUCUAUGGUACCAGGUGAUCUUGUGCCAAUACCUAGGACUUCUGUCAACAUGACUAUAACACAAAGCUUAU
Messenger RNA from Oncorhynchus keta (chum salmon), 4372 nucleotides. RefSeq names its product V-type proton ATPase 116 kDa subunit a 1. Gene Ontology annotation, molecular function: ATPase binding; proton-transporting ATPase activity, rotational mechanism. The transcript is spliced from 19 exons. Gene Ontology annotation, cellular component: vacuolar proton-transporting V-type ATPase complex; vacuolar proton-transporting V-type ATPase, V0 domain; plasma membrane. Gene Ontology annotation, biological process: vacuolar acidification; proton transmembrane transport. The record is from RefSeq and is a predicted model, not a curated record. Bases 85 to 2484 code for a protein of 799 amino acids. Lineage: Eukaryota; Metazoa; Chordata; Actinopteri; Salmoniformes; Salmonidae.